Aedes albopictus (Asian tiger mosquito) is the source of this 6698-nucleotide messenger RNA. RefSeq names its product GPI inositol-deacylase. NCBI's taxonomy places the organism in Eukaryota, Metazoa, Arthropoda, Insecta, Diptera, Culicidae. The transcript is spliced from 17 exons. Gene Ontology annotation, cellular component: endoplasmic reticulum. The record is from RefSeq and is a predicted model, not a curated record. Bases 201 to 3134 code for a protein of 977 amino acids. Gene Ontology annotation, molecular function: phosphatidylinositol deacylase activity. Gene Ontology annotation, biological process: GPI anchor metabolic process; endoplasmic reticulum to Golgi vesicle-mediated transport.
AAAUUCAACCAUGCGCCACACCACUUCAUCACUGAAUUUAUGCAUACCUUUGCCGAAUACAUAUCUAUCUUGUUCAGAAGUGCGGGCGGAAGGAAAAUCAAACAAACAAGGACCAAAAUUCACAACAAACCGAUAUUUUUAUUAUGUGAUUAGCAAUUAUUUUUUUCCUUGGUGAACAUUAACUUAUAUUUUAAUAGAAAAUGUUAUCAAAAUGUGUGCUCGUGACUUCGCUGUGCAGUCUCCUGCUGGUCAUGUACGGGCUGCUCAUUACCAUUACCAAAAUAGAGGAAAACCGGUGUAAGCUAACGUACAUGUACGAGUAUCCGCAGUUUGUGAGAAUCGGUUUCGCCGAAAACGACCAAUUUCCGGCGUACGGGCUGUACGCGUACUCGGAAGGUCAGCUGGCGCAAAAUGCACGCAACAUGCUGUUCAGGGGUGCUCCGGUAAUUUUCAUUCCGGGCAAUGCCGGUUCGCACAAGCAAGCCCGUUCGCUGGCUUCGGUUGCCCUCCGGAAGGGCAUCGACAACGGGCUGCGGUAUCAUCUGGAUUAUUUUACCGUUGACCUUAACGAGCAAUACUCCGGACUGUAUGGUGGCGUGUUAAAUUACCAGGUAGAUUUUGUACGUCUAUGCAUUCAACGCGUUUUAAGCUCAUAUAAGUCAAUUCCUGGAGGGCCUACCACCGUGAUAUUGGUUGGCCAUUCGAUGGGAGGAAAAAUUGCACAGGCUGUGGCAACUUCUCCGGGGAUGGCACCACUAAUCAAUUCGAUCGUUGCCAUAUCUUCGCCAAUGGACGUCCCGGUGCUUUCUCUGGAUCACUAUCUGCAGAACUUUUACAACUCUGUUAACACCGAGUGGAAGCAGAACCGAACGGUUUGCUCGUCGCCUGGCAAAGCUGCACGACUUAAAGUCGAAGAUGACUACUGCCUGGCUCCGGAAGGAGGUUCAAGACCGUUGGAUCACAUCCUGCUGGUAACCGUGGGGGGAGGAAUUCGCGAUACCAUGGUUCACGAUAGCCUAACCAAUUCGAUAUUUGGGGACGUUCACGCAAUGACGUACAAUGUACCGAACGUGUGGCUGUCCGUGGAUCACCAGUGUGCGGUAUGGUGCCUGCAGUUCGUACUUGUGAUGAACCGGUUCCUGUACAGUCUCUUGGAUAUCAAUAAUAAACGUGUAGCAAAUAAGUUCAUCGAUGAUAAGGAAAUAAGACUUAAAAAUGCGCUGUUCUAUUUUAAGAAUAUAAAAUCCACAGAGUCAGCUGACAAGUUGGUGAAAAACGAUGUCAUGUACGAGGAUUGGAUUGAAGAUAUUCGGAGGAACUUUCAGAUGACUUUUGAAACGGGUCUGAGCCGGACGCGCGUUCAAAUGAUACCGCUUAAUUUUAAUCCUCUGUACCGGUAUAUGAAAGCAGAAGUUGUUAAUUUAGACACUGAGAACUGGAUCCUGGGUUGUGCUGCAACUGAGAUGGGUCGAGACAUGCGUUAUUGUUCCGCUGCAACGCCAUUGUAUAACUACAGCAGCGUUCUGCCACCGACAGAAAAUAAGCGCCAGUUCGCCCAAAUAAAUCUUCACGACAUCAAAGUCCAGAACCCAUCCUGGACACAUUUGUUGCUGAAAUUCCCCAAAACCAACGAGGCGUUCAAGUUUACCGUAGAUAUCAACAACUAUGACGAUCGAGUACUGGACGUUCAAAUGCCAAAGUGGUACUCAUUUGGCCAAUCGCAACUACUCGACGACACUGCAUUGGGCGCCUCUUUCUAUAAACUACGUGUUCUUGGUAUGGAAAGCAGUUAUCAAACGUUGGCAAUCAAUGUCGACGUACGGUCAUGUAAUGUUGAUAAUCCAUUUGUCGUUGCAAACAUAAGUGUACCAUGGACCGAAGGGUUUACGAAGUAUUCGUACUAUUAUAAAAAGAAUCACAGCGUUAUUUACGUAUACGCUCCUUACGAUAAACCAAGCGGUUUCAAUUCCACUAUCGAUCCCGUUGCGAUUGAUUUGCAUUUGAAUCCCAGUUGUCGGUAUUCGUUAAGUUAUUCUCAGUCACUUAGCGUAAUGAUGGCACGGGUUGUGCAACAGUUUGGCCAGUGGGUUCCAGCCCACUGUGUUGCCAUUUUGCUUCUGGCACUCAAACACCAAGUGUCGGUUACACCCGACAAUGAAGACUUCAAGUGCGGAAAGCUACACACAGCAUUGAGUAGAAGUACCCCAUUUUUUAUCGUAACAGCAUCACGUGUGUUCACCAAAAUGGUUAUGAUGUUUAAGGUUCUACCGCAGCCCGAGCAGUACGAAUUCUCUAUACUGAUAUCCGUCAUAAUUCACGGGGCAUCAUUGUCCCUUCUCUUGAUGUCGACAGCUGCUGCGUGGGCAGCUAUAGUAUUUUGUGGAAAUUUUGUUCAUAAAAUUUUGCUCAAAAUUGUGUGUCUGCCAAUACCGGCGUUGUCGUCGACAAUCGUGUCAUGCAUUCACAAGUUCCCCAUGGUAAUUGGAGGAAUCCUGAUGUCCAUUGCACUGGCAUCCUGUGGUAGCGCUGCGUUGAUAUGUGCGUGCAUUGUGUACUUUAUAAUCCUUACAAAGAUGUACGAAAGUUAUCUAGAGCAUUUCGUGUUGAAAACGGCGCAGCGUAUUGCGCUGAAACUUUUUGGAAUCAAUAUCCGCUGUAGAGGAGAUCAAAAAGAGAAACCACCGAAGACCAAAGAUGAAACCACUGAGCCCAAUCCUGGCAAUCAAUCUCCCGAGGCUGCCGUUCAACGGCAAGAGUACGACAAUGUGCAUACCGGAUUAAUUGACAUAAAUUUCCAUUUGCCACUGUUCUUGCUGCUGAUCGUGAUAUCUCUUCUAAAUUUUCCGAGUUUCUUAACGUGGGCCAAACAUUACACUUUAUCACCGUCGUUGAAACCGGAUGCUUCACUCAUUCCUUCCGUUAUCAUAAUUGGCAGUCUAUCAGUACUUUGGCAGAUGAACGUACCAAGAAACAUAUCGGGCUACAAACUUCUAUCCGGAUUUCUGUACAUUGCUGCGGUGGUGUGUAUCAUUUAUUGCCAAAUUUCACUCUAUAGGUUAAACUUUAUAAUUGCACUUACGUUCGUUGUUAUCACAAUACAUCAACUAGUCGGCCUAAAAAUGAAAAAUGAGUAAAGAAAAGCCUCGACGAUUCUAGACACUACCUAUACAAUCUACUUAGCCAAAAACAUAUAAAUCAAGUCGACAGUAUUGCAAGCAAUGCAUCAGAACAAUUUCAAUUUUUUACUGUAUCAGUUAUCAACAUGGCAAAGAACAUCACGAAGAAAAAAAGCUCUUGAGAAAGCUUGAUUUUAUGUUUAAGUGCCAUAAAGUCCUACUUUUCUUCAUUCAUACAUUAUGCGAAUUAUUUCGAAUGCAUAUUGAAUGUAAGUUUCGUGUGUAGUUUAAUUGAAAGUGAAUACUGUAAAAGGUGUAGCAUUGAGAAUGUAGCACUGAAAGUGUGGAAGGUAAACAAUUUAGAAAUGCUACAUUGACGAGAAAUGGUAGGGUAAGAAAUCAAACUUUGAACUAGUCAAAUUGUAAUCUUAAUUUGAACCAUUUCAAAGUUCAUUAAAACGACGUACUUUUUUUACAAAUAUUGUCCCGAAAAAGUUGUUAAACAGCUUUCCGUAAUAUAACCUGAUAACAUGGACUUUAAAAGCAUUGAAAAAAGCGUUUUUGUCAUGGACAACAGGCAAUUGAAAAAUCACUGUGAUUUCACCCAUUUCCCCCCAGAGAAAGCACAUGUUCGGUGCACUCGUACAGCUCAUGCAUUAUAUCACACGCAAUAUGUGAACACGUCAAAUGAAAGCUUAUUUAGCGUAGAAUCGACCAACCGAAUUAUAUUCCGCAUUAUUUGUCAUAAAAUUAUCAAAUUUAAGUAAUUCUUACUCGGAGAAUGUUAUCUUAAGUUGAACCAUUUGUAAUCUAAAUUUGAACUAGUAAACGGGGGCGAGCUUCUAGUGUUGGCCUGCAGACUGCGCUAGUGGUUGUUUUGUUUACUCUUGGGGGAUGAAAAAUUCCAAAAUUUGUUUCCAAGUUCCUGAAGAGUUUAGAACAUUCUUAGUUGAAAUUCCACUGGCUAAUGAAAAAUAGUUAGGGUAAUUGAUCCGAUCAUGGAGGAGUUAAGCGCUGGGUUCAUGUUUAAACCACAAUUGUAUCGCCCCAAGCAAACUUUUUACAUGGAUUGAAUUGAAAAUAAUAAAAUCCAUCCUUAAUCUUCGGGAAAAUAACGAAAUAUUGCCACUUUGAUGUUGUUAUGAGCAUUUUAUUCGUUUUUAUCUGAAAGAACAUUGUGUUCCUAAUGUUGCGGUAUGUGUUCCUAAUGUUGCGGUAUUUUGUUCCUAUUGUUGCGGUAUCCCAUUGAAAUCAUAUGGGAUACCGCAACAUUAGGAACACUACCGCAACAAUAGGAACACAGCAGCAAACACAUUUAGGAAAAUAUUUUUUAAAAAUAGGUUUUUGGGCAAAUCUUAAGCAAACAAAUGGUGCAAUCUCAUAAUUUAAGCACCAUACAUCUAUUAAAAAUACCUUUUGGUAACAUUUCAGUCGAAAAAGUGCUCAAUUGCCAUUACCGCAACAAUAGGUACUACCACAACGAUGGGAACAAUUACCCUAUGGGAAUUAGCAGAUCCAUGUGUUUUUCUAUUGUUCAGCACGAAAUUGGCUGUUGUGGGAGAUGCUCGAGCUGCUGCCGCCAGUAGUUCAAAUUAAGAUUAAAAUUGGUUCAAAUUAUUAUUACGAUGGUUCAAAUUAUGAUUAAAAUCAUUGUUGACGAAUAAUCGAAUUUUUCAAUUAAAUUCGGUGCAAAUACAAACUUUUUACCACUUAACAGAAAGCUUAUACCCGUGGCUUUCAUGUACAUAAGAUUUUGCCGUAGUAAAUAAUUUCCAUGUGGGUGAAAAAAUCACUCAAAAUUUGCGCUACUUCGGAAAGCCGCAAUUUGGUUCAACUUUUGAUUACCUACCCUAAGAUCGGAAAAAGCUUAAGGCAGAUAUAACUUUAGUUUAUAAGCAGGGAUGGGAACACUCACUUGCAGAGAGUUACACUCACUUGAUGUUUUCUCAGCUCAGAAGCGUGCAAUCAAGAAAUGAUGUAUGGACGACUUUUGCCUUGUGGUUUGGUCUAAAAGUUUGCCGAGUAGAGUAGAGAUCGCACACGCGUAUCAAAGUCGUGACAGAGCUGUGAAAGCGACUCUCCACGAGGUGAGUGUAAUUUACAUUCACCUCGUGGAGAGUUGCCUUCGUAGCUCCUUCACGGCUUCGGUAUGCGUGUGCAACCUCUACUCUAUUCGGCAAACUUUUAGACCAAACCACAAGGCAAAAGUCGUCCAUACAUCAUUUCUUGAUUGCACGCUUCUGAGCUGAGAAAACAUCAAGUGAGUGUAACUCUCUGCAAGUGAGUGUAACUCUCUGCAAGUGAGUGUUCCCAUCCUUGUUUAUAAGUUGUUCAGGUAUCAGAAGGCCGGCUCCAGAGGCACGUUAUCCUCCAUUUGGGACAUUUGUGCAUAUGUUGUUUUUUUGGUAAAAUUAUGUUUGUAACAAGAAAACAAAUUUCACACAAAAGUCUAUAUUUUUGCUGUUCAAAGAUUAUUUUUUUUAUAAAUUGGGUGGCAAAAGCUAUUACCAAAUCAACAAAAUAAAGGAACUAGAAAUUUUCUUCACGUUCUUAAGUUUUAUAUUUUCCUAAUAUGAUCUAAAGUGUUUAUCAAGGUAUGAAGUAAGCUAAAUUUCGAUGUAUGUUUCGAUAGGAAAAAACGAUUAAUGCUAUCUCUUUUUACAGUAUUUAUUCACACUGUUUCUAAUUUACUAGUUCAAGUCCAUCCUUUAUUGAAAAAUGGUGUCGUUGACCAAUUCCAUGCAAAAUAAAACAAAAUUUUGUUUAUCCAAAGAUAACAAGCGGAAAGCUAUGAAUCAACGCCAUGUGUCCAAAGACUGACUGUUUGGCAGUAAACUAUGAUCGCGGUUUUAAACAAAAAGCAACAAUUGUUGAUUCACCUAUACUAAUUUUAAAAUAUGGCCAAAACAAUAACAUAUGCCUAAGUGCUGAAAAUUUCAUUUCAUCAUAUCUAAAUUCAACCACCUACAGCUCAUUUUAGAAGCUAAACCUGAGAAUAUGGUAAAUUAAAAACUUGUGCGGCUAGACCAGUUCGGCAAGAAAGUCACGGAAAACCCACUGUUUUUCGAAUAUUUAAGGUAAAUGUCACGGAUUACCUUUGAAAAAUGCCAAAUGAUAUUCACUGUGAAUAUCAUUGGCAUUUUUCGAAGGAAGUCCGCGACAUUCACCUUAAAUAUUUGAAAAAUGGCGGUUUUUCCGUGACUUUCUUGCAGAACUGGUCUAGCCACACAAGUUUUUCAUAUACCAUAUGCUCAGGUGCAGCUUCUAAAAUGAGCUGUAGGUGAUUGAAUUUAGAUAUGACGAAAUGAAUUUUUCAGCAAUAGGCCGUCUCUUAUUUUGCAAAAACUGGAAAUUAGGACCCUACCUGAAGGGCCGAAAAUCUGCUCAUAAUUACGAUACAUAUAUCUACUUGCUUGUGAGGUCCAUACUUAACUCAGAAGAAAAGCGAGCGAUCACUUCUGCAGACCGUUAAACAUCAGGCCAUAUAAAGAUCUCAAUUGAACUACUUAUGCUAUGUUCCAGUCAAAAAAUAGGUUAGAGAAAUUGCACCAAGGAAAACAUUUGUUUUAUGUUAAAAAGCGA